Messenger RNA from Equus caballus (horse), 7920 nucleotides. It is a transcript of the gene ZNF891, whose product is annotated as zinc finger protein 891. The record is from RefSeq and is a predicted model, not a curated record. Gene Ontology annotation, biological process: regulation of transcription by RNA polymerase II. Gene Ontology annotation, molecular function: RNA polymerase II cis-regulatory region sequence-specific DNA binding; DNA-binding transcription factor activity, RNA polymerase II-specific. NCBI's taxonomy places the organism in Eukaryota, Metazoa, Chordata, Mammalia, Perissodactyla, Equidae. Gene Ontology annotation, cellular component: nucleus.
AGAAUCCCUCCGCGGGGCGAAGCGAGGCGGCGCAGGUGCUGCUGGGAAAUGUAGUCCCGCCGCUCGAGUCGGAGUGGCUACAGAGCUCGCGGCUUCGGGGCCUUGGGCGCCGCCGCCCGCCCCGGCGCGCUCUUUUCCCUUCUCGCGGCGGCCCGGGAGCUUCGAGGCCGAGAAGCAGUUUAUUCAUGUCACCGAGCAAGGGCUCGCCUCCUGAUGUGCACAGAAGCUGACACCAGUCUUUGAAAGAAGGACUUUAUUGCACAGUCCAGGCUCUCAAAUCUGCUUCACCCGUCCAAGGGAGGACACCCAGUGAAAUGCAUCCCAGCCCUGAUUGGAUCAGAGAAGCAAGAAAAGAAACAUCCUGAUCUCUCUACCCUAUUGUGUGGGCAGCUGUUACUUUCAGACUCUCAAGAUGACGGCCACUGACCUAUCCCCCAUAUGGUCUCUGCCUGCACAGGACUCUGCCUGUUUCUGUGUGAGAAAAUCUGAGGAGGAAAGGAUGGGGGCUGGAUUUCUGGCAACGUGGUUACAGGGACCAGUGACCUUUAAAGAUGUGGCUGUGGAGUUCACCCAGGAGGAGUGGCUGAUGCUCGACUCUGCUCAGAGAAGUAUGUACAGAGAUGUGAUGUUGGAAAACUACAUAAAUCUCACUUCAGUGGAAUAUCAAUUAUGCAAGCCUACUGUGAUCUCCCUGUUGGGUCAAGAAGAGAUAAGAAUUAUAAAAAGGAGAAUUCCCCAAGGCACCUAUUCAGACUGGGAGAUUCAACUUACAGCCAAAGAAUCAACUCCUAAGCAGAAUAUUUUGGGGGACAAAUUGUCCAAUGGAGUGAAAAUGAUAAGAUUCACAGUGGAUGAUUGGUCCUCUACAUUCAGAGAAGACUGGCAAUGCUGUAAGAUCAGAAAACAGCACAAGAUUCCAGAGGGACGUUUGAGGCAAGUGACAUUUAGCCAAAAGAAAACAGCAUCUCAGGAGAGACUCUGUGACUGUCAUGAAUUAGAGGAAAACUCUAAGCUUAGAUCAAAACUUGUUUUUUCAAAGAGAGUUUCCACCAGUAAACAUUGCCAUAAAUGUUACUUAGAUAUUGAGUGUUUAAAACAUAAUUUGAUGCUAAACAAUUAUGAGAAAAACUCUGUAAGUGAGAAGCUCUGUGAAAGUUAUGAAUAUGAUAGUGCCCUGUGGCAUCUUGAAAGAACUCAAACAGCACAAAAAGAGUCCACGUGCUCCAAACAUGGUAUACACUUCAAACAUAAUUUGCCUCCUCUAUGUAACAAUUUUCAUGUGGUGGAGGAUUCCUACACAUGUAAUAAAAACAAAACCUUUUGUCAUCGUUCAUCCUGUAAGCAACAGGAGCAGACUUCUACUAGAGAGAAACAUGAAUGUAAUCAGUGUGGAAAAGCCUUCAAAAGGGUUUCUAAUCUUAUUUUGCACAAGAGAAAUCACAAGAGUGAGAAACAAUAUGAAUGUAAAGAAUGUGGGAAAGUCUUCCAUGAUUCCUCAACCCUAAGGAGACAUGCAAGAACUCACACUGGUGAGAAACCCUAUGAAUGUAACCAAUGUGGAAAAGCUUUUAGUCAAAAAACGUCUCUUAAGGCUCAUGUGAGAACUCACACUGGAGAGAAACCUUAUGAAUGUAAUCAUUGUGGGAAAUCCUUUGGCACAAGUUCUUACCUUAUAGUGCACAAGAGAAUACACACUGGGGAGAAACUCCAUGAGUGCAGUGACUGUGGAAAAGCCUUCUACACAAGCUCUCAUCUUAAGGUCCACAGGAAAAUACACACUGGGGAGAAUCUUUAUAAAUGCAGUGACUAUGGGAAAGGUUUUAGUGGUCGCUCAUCCCUUAGAAUGCAUGUGCGAACUCUUUCUGCAGAGAAACAUUAUGAGUGCAAUCAGUGUGGAAAAGCCUUUAAAAGGAUUUCUUAUCUUACUUUGCACAAGAGAAGUCACAAGGGUGAGAAACAAUAUGAAUGCAAAGAAUGUGGGAAGGUCGUCCAUGAUUCCUCAACCCUAAGGAGACAUGUAAGAACUCACACUGGUGAGAAACCCUAUGAAUGUAACCAAUGUGGAAAAGCUUUUAGUCAAAAAACGUCUCUUAAGGCUCAUGUGAGAACUCACACUGGAGAGAAACCUUAUGAGUGUAAUCACUGUGGGAAAUCCUUUGGCACAAGUUCUUACCUUAUAGUGCACAAGAGAAUACACACUGGGAAGAAACUCCAUGAGUGCAGUGACUGUGGAAAAGCCUUCAACACAAGCUCUCAACUUAAAGCUCACAAGAAAAUACACAUCAGAGAGUCCCUACGAAGGCAGUGACUCUGGGAAAGUUUUUAGUGGUUGCUCAUCCCUCAUAUGGGAGAGAAAUCCUAUGAAUGUAACCGAUGCAGAAAAACCUUCGUCAGAAUUCCUCACUUACUACACACAAGAGAAUUCUGACUGAGAGACAAACCCUGUAAGAGUUGGGAAUGUAGAAUUGCUUUUUGCAUUGUCUUAAGGUGGGCUCCAAGCUCAUCGUAUCAGUCUUUGUUCUUUAAAAUAAGCAUUAAAGCUAUAAAUAGUCCUCUAAAUACUCUCAUAGCUACAUAGCACAGUCAGCUCUGUUAAUUUAUCUUGUUUAUUUCUAAAUGUUGUCUAAUUAUUGAUGUUUUUCAUCCAUCGCUAUUUAGAAUUGUCAGUUUUUAAUGUGUGGGGUAAGAUUUUCAGUUACCUUCUUAUUAUUGAUUUCUAAGUUAAUUGCAUUAUGUCCAGAGUAUCUGGACUAUACAGUAGUACUUUAUUGGUAUUGUCUUGAGAGUUACUUUCAGGCCUGGUGUGGCAGAUAUUGCUAGUAGCCAGUCGAACAGCCAGCUCAUGCUUCCCUACUGACAACCGUCUUUUAGCUCACAGCACCAAUGUGUCUAGUUAUGUAACUCUUGUCAGCCUCCUUGCAGCCCAGUGUAGUCAUACACCUCAUUCUCCAGUAAUCAAAAGUAGAUCACUGGGAAGUGACUCAGCUGGUUUUUUCUCUGUGCCUUUUGCACUUUGCCUUUCUGCCUUCCCUAUUCUCUCUUUGAAUUUUCCAUUCCUAGAACUGAAGGACCCAUCUUGUGACCAUGAGAAUGAUAACCGUGGCCUUAGCAUGUUAUAGAAGAAAUAGAUCCUGGUUCCCCAGAGACAUCUUUAAAUGGCUGUACCAGCACUGUACUGCUUACAUCUGGAUAUCUUUUUAUGUGAGAAAAAUAAGCUUAUUGACCUUUUUAAAAGCAGUGUAUGAAUACAGUCAAUAUAGUAACCUUGUCUAAGAAAAAGGAGAAGACCACAGAGGUAUGUAGAGUUAAAUGUUUUAUGUUGGAUGUACAAAUUUGGAUAGGAACAUAGAAAAGGGAGGAAUGUUGACAGAACUUUUUUGCUUAGGUUGGAGAUGAUGGAGCUGAGGUCACUGAAAACAGGUGAUCAGAGAAGCAAGAAGGAAAUCCCAACAUUUCAGUAUUAGAAACCAAGAGAGUUUUCAGUUAGAGGGGAAGUUACCAAUUUUAAAUGCUGAAUGAAGCCCUUGAGAUUUUGCUACUUGGUCUUACAGAUGCUGACCAGGUUAGUUUUGUUAAAAAAGCAAAAUAUGGAAGGAGGAGCCUAUGAUGGAAGAAGAAGGUAGUAGUUGCAGUUUUAGCAAUGUUAACUUUAUACAGAAUUCUGAGACAUCCAGACGAACAGGCCGAUAAUGCAGUUCUGGACCUGAGGAGGUGUCUGGGAUAAAGAUACAUAUUUCAGCAACACCAGUAAGAUAGGCUUUGUGGAGGUGACUGAGAUUUCAUAGGGAAAAUGGAUGAAAAUGUGAAAAGAGAAUGUCUACCACUGACCAUGAAGACCGCCUAUAUUUAACAGUAGGAUAAAACAAGGAACCUUAGUGGAUAAGAGGAAAACCAGAAAGACUGGAGUUUUACCAAACCAAGACAAACGUGUUUCGAGAAGGAAGGUAAAGUCAGUUGUUUUAAAUACUGUGUGAGGUCAAAUUAGAUGAAGUCUUGGAAAGUGAACACAUCAUUUAGCAAUGUGAAGAUUAUUGUUGACCCUAGUUGGUGAUAAUGACAUGUUGAGGUUGGGUGGUAGGUUGGUAUGAGUUUAGGAAUCAGUAAACCAUGAAGAAGUAAAGACUGAAUAUAGAUAAGUCUGAAUAGUAGGAGAAAGAUAGCAUAGUAGCUGGAGAGUGAUUUGGUCAAGGGAAAAUAUUUUUAAAACUAUGAGGAACUAGAACAUGUUUAAAUUCUAAUGUGAUGUAUCCGGUAUGGAGAGGCUAAAUAUGCAGGCCUAGAAGAGGUACAGGCGAUACCAUAAUGUUCUUGAGGAGGGGGUGGAGGUACCUGGAACACAGAUAGAAGGGUUGAUGUUUGCUAUAAGAAGGGCUGCUUCCACCAUUCAGAAGAAAAGGAGGAAUGGACGGGUUAGUUUUAAUUACCUGUUUCCUUAUAUGUAAGUUAAUCGAGCUGUCCCCAGAGCAUCUGAUCCAUACAGUGCUGUUUGUUUGGUUUCUUAAGAGCUGCUUUCUGGCCCAGUGAUCAGACACUGCUGGUUGCUAACCUGAUACACAUUUCCUCCUCCUCCUUAACUAAUAGAACCCCAGUUUUGCUUAGAGUAGCAGCAUGUCCACUUAGACAACUCCUCCCCCAAGCCUCCCUGGCCAAGAGUAGCCCUUCCCCCUGUUGCUAGCUAGUAAAAUAUAGACAUGAGAUUGGAAGUUUUGUGGUAAGAUUGUCUGCUGAGAGUAAAAUGGAUGAACGACCUCUCAGAGGUUUUAGUGAAGAAGAUGCUCAUGCAUGUGAAAGUCUUGCCUGGUUAGCAGUGGGCCUCUAGUGGGGAGGAAGCAAAGCAAACAGCACAGUGUAGGAAGGAGGGGUCCAGUGGAAUAGAGACCGCAACAAGGAAGAAAGACGGAGAGUGGGAUGCCAGCUGGGAUAAGGAGCCUCAAAGCAGGGGUUUUAUGAGAGGCUGCGGUUGUUAGAAGCAAUACUGGAGAGCAUGGGGGCCACAGUGUGCGUGGAAAUAAACAGCCCUUCUUUGAUGAUUGUUGUCAAGUAGGUUUUUUCCAGGGCAUAGCCAAGUUUAAGUUAAGGCGAGGCAAUGAAGGGAAAGUUUAGGGAAGUUGUCGAGGACAUCAAAGAGCUUGUCACUCAGGGGAAUCUCAGAGUGCACCAUGGUAACGGUUUCCAGAAGGGCAGGAAUUUGGGGUUUCUGGAUGGGGCAUGAGGAAUGCAGAAGAUUGUCAUGAUGACAGUACUGAGAGAGAAACUAAGAUCAGAGCUGGGGGUUGGCUGAGACUUUCGGCUGUGACCAGUCAAAACAAUUUGGAGGGAGGAUGGAUGAAAUCCCAGCAGGUUCUAAGAAGACGAUGGACACUUGGGUCUAAUACGAUUCACGUAUGGCUUGGAAAGGAGAGCCUGCAGUCAUGCUGUGGAUGCAAGUAUUCCUUUGGUCUGCUAGGAUUAGCAGCCCUCAAGGGUAUAGCAGUAGCAGGCACCAGCUGGAAAGUGAUCCCAAAUGCACGUGGUCCUUGCAUGAGGGGAUCAUCUUAAGUGGUACUCAGAAAGGGGGGUUGUGCUCUGCUUGGUUGGGGAUUGGAAUUUAUGUACUAAUUUUGGCACACCAGCAGCUGUGGACUCUCAGUCUCACCCAGAGGACUGCACCUGGAUUUUAUUGCAAUGGCCUCAUGACUCGUUUCCCUGACUCAAAUCUUACUUUGUUCCAAUGUUUUGUAUGCAGCUACCACAGUACCCUCCUAUUAUUUUUUAUUCUUGUUGGUAGCUUUUAAUUAUAAAACUAACGCAUGCGAGAAAAAAACUGUAAACCUCUGUCCUACGCAAGAGAAGGGAAAGCCUUUCCUCAUUCCCAGAUUCUGCUGCCUUAGAAAUUUAACACUGGACAAGUGAACCUUCUGUCAGACUUUGUUCUGUGUACGUACAAAUAUACUGUUUUCUUUUCAUAAAAGUUGUCAUACCUUUCAUUCCAUAUCUUUUUUUAAACAUAUCUUUCUAUGUCAGCAUAUGUAGUUCUAUUUCGUUCUUAAUAGCUGCUUAGUGUUUGAUCAUAUGGAUGUACCAUAACCUGUUUCAUCCAUUUUCCUCUCCAGGUGUUUUGUAACAAGCAGCAAUAACGCAGUGAACGAUACUGUUUAUAUAGCUUGCUUUCCUUUCCUCUGUUCUCCACAGUGCUCCCAGGGUGAUCCAUUGAGAGUACUAAGCUGAUUAUAUUACAUUUGACUUUUAAAUCCUCCACUGCCUUUUUCCUCCUUUAAGAUAAAAUCUUUUUACAAGACUUUUCAUGUUCAAACUCUUAACUGUCUUUCAGGCCACACCUCUUGCUGCUACUCUUCACUCUCUGGACCUUAACCUGGCGUAUGCAUCCUUUAGGUAUUGUAUCCCAUAUCUGCUUUAACAACGCUUUUCACACUUUCACAGUAUUGCCUGUUUAAUUAUGUAUCUUGUCUUCUAAACUGUAAGGUGGGAACUUUAAGUUGUUGAGUGUUUUACUCCUAGUACUUGACCCAUAGUAGGUAUUCAUUUAAAUGUUUAAGGUUUUUCAAUAAAUUUUGUGCCUUUUCUUUUUUGCUUGGCAUUUCAUUGUAGGCUUAACUUAAAAUAAGGGCCGGGUUUUAAAUGAUUGUAUAAGGCAAAAGUUGCAUGGAGUCAGUAUUUUUUUCUAAGCACUAGAGUCACGCUCAGCAUUGCAGGUGUUCUACCAGGACAGGCACGCAGAGACUAACACUGUUGAGAGAGCUGCAGCUUAAGGUUUGUUCACAUUCCCUCCCUCUCUCAUUCCCUCUCCCACUCCCCGGCACAAGCCCGUUAGUUUCUUUUGUGUGGUCAGUGUUCAUUUGUUGCUACAUUGUAUAUUAUAUUAAAAGGAGUGGAAUGACCCAGUGUUGGUGAGGGUGCAGUGUUCUUUAGGCUUCUGAUGGAAGCGUAAAUUAAUACAGCCUGUCUGGGGGACAUGUAAGCAGUGUGUGUCCAAAGUGAGAAUAUUCAUAACCUUUAACCUAACAAUUUUUUCUGAGCUUUUAUAAAAGAACUGCAUUCAAGCAUGUAUAAGUAACAUAGUCUUCUCAGUUUUAUGCUGUAAUGAAAAACUGGAAAAUUCCUAAAUUCAUAAUAAUAGCUAAUUGGUUUUAAAAAUUAUGUAUGUCCAUAAAAUGGAAUAUAAUGCAGUCAUUAAAAUGUAAUUAUAUAUUUAUUGAUGUGGAUGUAUGUAAUAUAGUGUGAUUUUUAAAUACAAUUACACAAUAUCAGAGUGUGAACAUGUUUUUAUUAAAAAAUAUAUUGUAAAUAUAUAUAUAUAUGUGUGCACUGAAAAUAUCCUGGAAGCAUGUAAACCAAAAUGUCACCAGUGGUUAUUUCUGAGUCAUAAUUUUCUUCUUUUACUUGUGUGUUAAGUUUUCUAGUUUACAUAGGAAACAAACCUAAGUUGUCUAUUUUUUUAAGUAAGCAUUUCCAUAUGAACUUAAUAAAUAAUUUCCAAAACAAUGAUUUUAAUAUCUUCAAAGUUGUAAAUAGAUUUGCUUAGCCUGUUCUUGGAUAUAUAGAUUCUACCCAUUUUUUUAAAUGUCAUAAUUUUUUUAACAUUUUUAAAACCACCUUUUCUGUCUCCAACUUUUUAAAGGCAACUUUUUGAAAGUGUUACUAUAGGGCAUGGGCUCUUUUUAAACUUGAUGUAUAAAUUACCUCUAGGCAACUUUCAAAAUCUGAGGGAAACAAAUAAGGUGCUAUAAGUAUAGGGGGACCUAUGUUAGACAAGGCCAUCAGGAAAGGCCUGCACGAGGGCACAUUUAAGCUGAAAUCUGAGGGAAAUUAAGGAGUCAUCCAUGGGGCAUGGGGGAGUGGAGGAACAGAAGAGCUUUCUAAGUAGGACAGCAAGAGUGAAAGUCCUCAUUUAGACCUUGGUGUAUUUGUGGGGAAAAAAAA